AUAACGGGGAAACAAUGAUAAUAACAGUGUGUAUAGGGCUCUUCUUGGAAGUGUUCUAACCAAUCACUUGUCAGCUCUUUGUCACGUGACUCGAUCAUGUUUGCUGCCGGGAUUUUCAUUUGUUUUUAUAUUUUUUUGCUGAAGCCUCAUCAUAGAGUGAUUGCUUGUCUCUUGACAUCCAUUCUCGCUAAAUCCAUAUGUAAAUAGCACAUCUCUCGCCCACUAUUCUUUGUUCACAGACAAUGGCUCAUCAGCUAGAAUUGGCAGAGGAAAGUAAUGGUCGUACUGGAUGUAUUUCUUAAAGAUGGGUGAUUCAAAGUCAGCCAACAAUCGUGACACCUCUGGGAAAGUUGGAGGUAAAAUGCCUAAAGGUCACAGUAAGGGAAAAGUUACAAUGAGGGAUUUCGAAAGAGGCAAGCAGAUCAAGGACCUGACUGAAAACCGGCUAAAAUCUGACUUGAAUGAUUUAGACAGCCAAGAAAUGAGCAGCAUGUUGUCAAUAAGACGUGAUCAAAGAAUGCUGAAGGAAAAAUUGUUCAAUGUGCAGAAAAGUUCUGGCCAUUACAAAAGGGACAAGAGGUCAAAUACCUUCGGGGAUCUCACACAAACAAAGGGUACAAAGCACUCAAACAAAAUGUUUGAUAAAUCGGCGGACUUGAGUUAUGUUUCAACUGGGGGUGAUUUGAUGCGAUUACCCUCUCUGGGUGUAAAACAGGCUGCAAACGACAUAGUUUCAAAAGACAACUCAACUUUUAACACGAAUAUCCAGAUAGGUACUCUUGAUGAUUCAAAACUUGAAGCCCCCAAAAGUCUCCCAAAAGCCAUUUUAGAAUCGAGGAAAAGCCAACCGAUGGAUUCUUUGAACUUGCCCGUAACGAGAAAACGCUCAAAAUCAGAGCAAAACCUAAAUGCUGCUUGGUAUUCAAAUUUGGAUGAGGUACGAUCAGUUAUUAACCAGAGACUAUCAACAUCAAUGAAUAACUUGGAUGGCAAGAAAGGAGAUGAGGAGAAGGACCUUGAACCAUUCAUGUUUGCUGUACCUGAUGGGUUGCCAAGGACAAUGUACAUGUUACCAAGUUUAGAUGAGAGAUUUCAUCAAGCCACCAAAGCCAGGUAUAUCAGAAAACCCGGUACAAAGCUCGAUCCAAUCGAGAGAGAGCUUAAUUUGAAUGAGAUCUUCAACAAAAAUGGUGAUGGAAAUUCGGAUAGGUCUUAAAAAAUGUGUCUUCUUUUUUGCAUAAAUUAUCAAUUUUUGUAUUCCAAAGUUGCCACAUAAAUCGCCUCAAAAGCUAUUUCAUAGUGUUACAGGACUGACAUAACCUUAUUGCACCUCGAAAAGUUGUAAUAUGAAUUACUAGAUUCCCCCCCCCCCCAAUUUUAAAAAGGUAUGUGUUCUACACACCAAAGAUGAGUGCUGAUAAUGUUUACCCACUCAAUAUCCAUGGAUUCAAAACUUUUAAGGCAUAUAAAAAUAUAUGAAUACUUACAAAAGAAAUGUGAAAACCACCUGUUAACUUGUCCAUACAUGUUUGGUGUAUAGAAUAGAUUUUAUGCAACUUAUAAUGUAGGCAGCAAUAUUUAAGAAUAACCUAGUUAAAAAGCCAAAAUAAUGAAUCACAAAAAGAAAGAUUUUUCAAUAUUUUCUCAACUAAAUUAAGCUUGUGUGGUCAUUGCGUUAUUUAUGCAAAACCCCUUUUGCUUCAGAAAUAAUUAUUGUUUGUGAGGUUAAAUGGUUGGUGCCAUCAAUUCAAGCUCUCAUUUUGUUAGUGUUUUUUAUGUAUAUAUUGUGGCAAAAUUAAUUUGGUUAUGUUGACAGUUUUUUAUUUGAUGGCAAAAAUCCUAUAAGGGUAUAUUUUUGACAUGAUGUUGUCCUAUACACAAAGAUUGCUGAAAGCUCUAAGUUAUAGACAAAGGAGGAUGUUCCUAUUUGACAACGAAAUGAUAUCAUUUGUAGUUUUUGAAAGUUAUUGUUGCCUAAGACUCAUUCAUUUCCAUUAUCAAAUUCUUAGUGUCAAGAAUUUGUGUUGCAAACUUUUAAAAGAUGAUCAAAGAAUGCCAUAGGUUUGUGCUUUGAUGAAUCAGUGACUUCGUUUCUUGUAAAAAUAUUUAUAAACAAUAGAAUAAUGAAUAAUAAAGACCAACAAAUAUCAUAUUCUUAAGUUGCUAAUUGUUUAAACAGAAGGCAAUAUUUUUAUAAUUCAAACAUCAGCAUGUAUAUUUUUCUAUAUGUAAAAUUUUUACAGGUGUUCUUGGUGCAUUUUAUGGUCCAUUUAAAGGAUGCCAUUUUAGUCUAGGCCAGUUGUUGGUCCUGUUGUUUACUUCCGAAUCUGGCUAUAUAAUUUGGUAUUUUAUUUGAGAAAUCUUUUGAAGUAAUGAUGUAUUUAUUGAUUUCUUUUAGUAAUUAUUUAAUUUUGGGCUGCAUUUUAAACAAACAAAGAUUUGUUCCUACUGCCACUCAUUAUGUUUUUCUGUUCUCGAUGGGCUGCAUUUUCUAACCAUUUUUAGAAUACAAGAAACAUUACUACCCAAGGUAUGAAAUGUUUGCAAUUAGUGUUUUUUGUUUACCAAAGAUAUUUGUAAUUUAUCGUUUGAAGAUAUAUUUCUGUAUCGUAUAAGGCUUAGAAAAUCAAAUGUUGAUGUUAAUAUGAAUUCUUAUUUUUAUCAUACAGAUCAGUUUUUAUCAUCUUUGCAGAUUCCUCAAGUUCUUUCUUAUCAAUCAAGAGUUAAUAAUUUGAAAAUAAGUUAUGCGUAGUCUCCUUUGAGUAAUUGUCAGUGUAUUAAACUU
Messenger RNA from Rhopilema esculentum, 2785 nucleotides. RefSeq lists its product as uncharacterized. NCBI's taxonomy places the organism in Eukaryota, Metazoa, Cnidaria, Scyphozoa, Rhizostomeae, Rhizostomatidae. The record is from RefSeq and is a predicted model, not a curated record.